This is a messenger RNA of Neodiprion virginianus, 770 nucleotides long. RefSeq names its product inosine triphosphate pyrophosphatase. The coding region runs from base 179 to 748 and encodes 189 amino acids. Gene Ontology annotation, molecular function: nucleoside triphosphate diphosphatase activity. Gene Ontology annotation, cellular component: cytoplasm. The transcript has 2 exons. NCBI's taxonomy places the organism in Eukaryota, Metazoa, Arthropoda, Insecta, Hymenoptera, Diprionidae. The record is from RefSeq and is a predicted model, not a curated record. Gene Ontology annotation, biological process: nucleoside triphosphate catabolic process.
CAAGUGUGCCUUUUGCCUUACUCGUCGUACCAACCUAUUCCACACUUUUUGGUUGAGACUGUAGUUGAGACAUCCAAGAAAGUAUUUGGUUUUUAUCAGUAAAGUAGCUGUUGAAUAUUCCAUGGUUUAGUAAGAGAAAAUAAAAAGAAAUACGUGGCGCUAACCGUGAAGAUUGAAAAUGUCAAAGACGAUAGUUUUCGUAACUGGAAAUGCGAAGAAGCUUGAAGAAGUGAUAGCAAUUUUAGGAAAGAAUUUUCCGAGAGACAUCACAAGCAGGAAGAUUGAUCUACCUGAAUAUCAAGGAGAAAUCGAUGACAUAUGCAAGGAUAAGUGCAGAGCUGCAGCGCGAAUAGUUAAUGGCCCAGUUGUGGUAGAAGAUACUUCUUUGUGUUUCAAUGCAAUGAACGGUCUCCCCGGGCCAUAUAUUAAGUGGUUUAUGGAAAAGUUGGGUGUUGAUGGUCUCCCCAAAAUGCUAGCUGCUUGGAAUGACAAAUCAGCUCAAGCAGUGUGUACUUUUGGAUACUGUGACGGUGAUCCCGAUGGCGAUGUUAGUAUUUUUAGAGGUAUUACUGAUGGGGUUAUAGUCAAUCCACGAGGGACGAGGGAGUUUGGGUGGGACGCAUGCUUCCAGCCAGUCGGAUACGACAAGACUUAUGCGGAAUUGCCCAAGGACAUUAAGAACCAGAUUUCACACCGCAGCAAAGCUUUAACAGAAAUGAAAAAUUAUUUUUGUAAUAAUUUAGUGUAAUAAAUUAUAUAUUACAUAAUGA